Lucilia sericata (common green bottle fly) is the source of this 428-nucleotide messenger RNA. RefSeq names its product sarcotoxin-1B. Gene Ontology annotation, cellular component: extracellular region. The record is from RefSeq and is a predicted model, not a curated record. Bases 93 to 284 code for a protein of 63 amino acids. Gene Ontology annotation, biological process: defense response to Gram-negative bacterium; antibacterial humoral response; defense response to Gram-positive bacterium. Lineage: Eukaryota; Metazoa; Arthropoda; Insecta; Diptera; Calliphoridae. The transcript is spliced from 2 exons.
CUACAAACACAUUCAGAAUAGAACCAACGUUUUAUUAAAAACAAUUUCAAAACCACAACAUAAUUUAUUAAUUAUAAAUACAAAAAAAAAAAAUGAAUUUCAAUAAAGUAUUUAUAUUUGUUGCUUUGAUUUUGGCUGUUUUUGCUGGACAAAGUCAAGCGGGUUGGUUGAAAAAAAUUGGCAAGAAAAUUGAACGUGUUGGUCAACAUACCCGUGAUGCCACUAUACAAGUUUUGGGUGUAGCCCAACAGGCGGCAAAUGUGGCUGCCACAGCCCGAGGUUAAAAUUUGGAUUAACUGAGAGUAUUAUAUAUUAAAAUUUUGACCAAAUUUUUUAUAUUGAGAUUAUAGUAUAGUUUAAAUUAUAACUGCCAUAUUUAGAUGUUAAAUUAUUUAUUGGAAUAAAAACUUUUUUAAGUAAAAUAUAUA